AUGCAUUUCUUUUCUUACAAUGUGUUUGCCAUUCUAUCGAUAUUCUUGAUACAAGUGAGUAAAAUUGCUUGUGCAUCGUCAUCUUCUCAAAAUGCAAUUACAAUCAAUAAUUCAGUUAUUAGUAAUUCGUGGGAAAAUCUUGAAAUUGAAUCAACAAUUGAUUUAUUGAAAAGUUAUACAAAACAAUUGGUUCAGUUAAAGGUUAGAAAUAUUGGAUCUACAAAGAACUAUUUUUAUUAUUACCCAAUUGAAUCGAAUUUGUUGGAUAAAAUUGCGUUAUAUUCUGCGGUCAAACCAUUCAAUUUAAAAUCAAAGAAAAGUUUGCAAUCUUUUCAUGUUGAGAUUGAUUUUUUUUAUUUAAAGAUUUUCAUUGAUGGUGGUAUUAGUCCAAAUUCAAUUUUGAAUUUUUAUCUCCAAUUAACUUUUAUCAAUAAUUUGAAACCAUUCCCAGAGAAGAUUGAUCUUCAAGACGAUACGAAUAUUUUAUUCAAUUUAUUGAAAUAUCCUUAUUCGCCAUAUACCACCAAUAGUUACAAAUUUAAAAUCGUUGGAUUAGCCAAGGAAAAAGAAAUAAAAUUGAUUGGUAAGGAAGACGAAUAUUUGAAUAGUUUGGAAGAUUAUAAGAUUGGAAAUUCAAACGAAUUCAAGUACAAUAAAGAAAUCAAGCCUUUUACAUAUUACCCAACAUCAAUUUUGUAUGAGAGAAAGGCUCCGUUACCUUAUGUUUAUAAUUUAAAAAGAGAUUUAUGGGUUUCUCAUUAUGCAAAUUCGCUAUCAGUGGAAGAAUACUAUGAGUUAACUAAUAAAGCACAUGAGUUGAAAAAAGGAUUUUCAAGAUUAGAAUACAUUAAAAGCAGAUUGACAAUGACGCCAUCCUUUGUUUUAAUUGCAUUAGAUGUGGUGCUACCGAAAGAUUUUGAUGGAGCUUAUUAUUAUGAUAAAGUCGGUAAUGUUUCAACCUCAAGAAUAGUUAAGGACAACCAUUUAAUUUUGAGACCAAGAUAUCCAUUGUUUGGAAACUGGAAUUAUAACUUCACCAUUGGCUGGUCUUUGAAACUAAAAGAUUAUGUUAGAAGAACUAACUUGGUUAAUUCUAAUGACGAGUAUAUUUUGAAGUACAAUCUAUUAGACGGACCAAGCGAUUGUUCAGUCGAGAAGAUGGAGCUUUCGAUUUAUUUACCAGAAAACAGCAAAAUCAUAGAUAUCCAAUCUCCUAUACCAUACACAAGCUUGGUCAAUUCAACAGAAAACUCAUUUUUGGACUUCAAGGGACACCAGAAAUACACAUUGGUGUACAACAACUUGAUCGACGAAUUCAGAAGCUCCCAGAUCAUAGUCAAAUACAAAUAUGAUGUUAACAGCUAUUUGCUAAAGCCCUUUUUGAUCGGGCUAUAUCUCUUUGCUGGAUUGAUCCUAUUCAGAGUUUUUUCUAAAUAG
Ascoidea rubescens DSM 1968 is the source of this 1437-nucleotide messenger RNA. RefSeq names its product dolichyl-diphosphooligosaccharide--protein glycotransferase subunit OST1 (gene OST1). Lineage: Eukaryota; Fungi; Ascomycota; Saccharomycetes; Ascoideales; Ascoideaceae. The record is from RefSeq and is a predicted model, not a curated record. The transcript is spliced from 2 exons. Gene Ontology annotation, cellular component: membrane; oligosaccharyltransferase complex. The coding region runs from base 1 to 1437 and encodes 478 amino acids.